GAGCGGGAAACAAAAGGAGAGCCAAGACGCAUGCGUUUGGUGAGUCCCGGAUUCUGGUGGGUCCUUCCGCUCAGGCUGAGAGAAGAGCUUCCGGGUCGCCGCCGGCUGCCGGCUGCCGGCGCGGAGCCAUGUCCACCUUGUUCCCCUCACUCUUCCCCCGUGUGACCGAGACACUGUGGUUUAAUCUGGAUCGACCCUGUGUGGAGGAGACAGAGCUGCAGCAGCAGGAACAGCAGCAUCAGGCCUGGCUCCAAAGCAUCGCAGAGAAAGACAACAACCUGGUUCCUAUUGGCAAGCCAGCUUCAGAGCACUAUGAUGACGAAGAAGAGGAAGAUGAUGAAGACGAUGAGGAUAGUGAAGAAGACUCAGAGGAUGAUGAGGACAUGCAGGACAUGGACGAGAUGAAUGACUACAAUGAGUCACCUGAUGAUGGAGAGGUCAAUGAGCCUCCUCUCCAGGUGGACAUGGAAGGCAACGAACAGGAUCAGGACCAGUGGAUGAUCUAGGUAGACAAAGCAGGGUGGCCUCAGGGAGAUUCCAGGCCAGCCCAACCUACCCUGCACCCCUCUCACCCCUGCCCCACAGAACCAGCUGAUGGCCCCAGUGCCUGAAAGUGCCCGUGGGUACCUCCUCAGCUGCUGCCAUGAUCUCCUUGGCACUUCCCAGGCCAUCAGUUUGCUCUUGAAUCCCCAAGGCCUGAGCCCACUCCACCUUUUUGGCCAGUACCUCACCCCUCGGUUGCCAGGUCUGGUUGCUUUCUAACUCUUUAAUAAAGACACAGGAGUGAUUUU
Propithecus coquereli (Coquerel's sifaka) is the source of this 791-nucleotide messenger RNA. It is a transcript of the gene ANAPC15, whose product is annotated as anaphase promoting complex subunit 15. The coding region runs from base 129 to 506 and encodes 125 amino acids. NCBI's taxonomy places the organism in Eukaryota, Metazoa, Chordata, Mammalia, Primates, Indriidae. The record is from RefSeq and is a predicted model, not a curated record. Gene Ontology annotation, cellular component: anaphase-promoting complex. The transcript is spliced from 5 exons. Gene Ontology annotation, biological process: regulation of mitotic cell cycle spindle assembly checkpoint.